UCAAGUCGUCCUUUGGAAGCAUGCAUGGGGUUUAAAGUGGCCCGAGAAGCUCAUCGUGUUAUCCACGUUUAUUAAGGGUCUCGCAUCUAUGCGAUGUAAAGGUGUCAUGGUGAUACUAAGAGAAGGCAUUUGUCCGGGGUUAACGGAGGAAAUCAUCAAGGCUCUACAAGCCGAGGACAUUAGAACAGUUGAGGAUCUUGUCUCAUCUGAUGCAGAGGAACUGGCACAGAAAUGCUCGGUGUCUUACAAGGCCUUGGUGGCUUUUCGGCGGGUGCUCCUGGCUCAGCAUGCAGCGUUUCCAGUGGCAGGCUUAGACCUCUAUGAUGAGCUACUGAGCUCCACUUCCAUCCUGUCCACAGGGAACCCCAGUGUGGAUAAGCUGCUCGACUCUGGUCUGUACACGGGAGAGAUCACAGAGCUGGCUGGAGGUCCAGCAACAGGCAAAACACAAUUGUGUUUCAGUGUAGCUGUCAGCAUAGCACAUGAGCACAAGCAGAACGUCCUGUACAUCUGUACGAAUGGUGGGAUGUGUGCCAGCCGGCUGCUUCAGAUGCUCCAAGCCAGAACUGUAAAGACGGAUGAGCAGACGUACGCUCUUCAGAGGAUCCAGGUGUUCCAAGUGUUUGAUGUGUUCUCCUUACUGUCCUGCCUUCAGCAUCUAAGAGCCGCUGGUCUCCAGAGCAGCACUGUCGCAGGAGGUUCAGUCAAAGCUGUGAUUGUGGAUUCCGUCUCUGCCGUGCUCUCCUGUAUGCUUGGAGGAAAACAGAACGAAGGCAUGUCCUUGAUGAUGCAGGUUGCUGCAGAGCUAAAGAUGAUAGCCAAAGACUUUAAUACAGCUGUUUUGGUGACCAACCAUGUGACAAGAGAUGGUAGAGGUCAGCUGAAGGCAGGGCUGGGCCAGUCAUGGAGUCACGUUCCACGCACACGGCUCCUCCUGCAGCGAGUGGACCGGCCUGGAGCGCCUCACGGACUUCGCACAGCUACUCUGACCAAAUCCUCACGACAGGUUAGUGCUGGGUUGGGCUUCUGUUCCCCCCCCCAGUACUUAACGGACAAUGCUGAAGCUUUGGAAACUGCAGUGAAUACGGCACGUUUGGUGUUAAUGGGUUAUCAUGCAAGUUUAUAUAUGAAACGCAAAUUCUCUACAGCUUUUCAUAGUCUACAAGUUUUAUCUGUCAAAUGAACAGUCACAGAAGUUUGUUCCUUAAAUUGUUGUCUUUAUAGACUUCUCAUCUGAUUUUGCAGAGGUUGUCUCAGUCUAUCUACAUAAAUGUGAAGGUUGCUGUAUGUUCACAACAGCAACUAGCUGAGCACCACUAACUGGUGCAUGUCUUUUUAUGUGGCUGGAGGGAAGGUGUUUCCCCAGCCUGAAGUGCACUACACACCAGACUGGAUGUAAGGGCAGGGAGCUCCCCUGUGUUUUCUUCAUGCAUGUGCUGAGGCGUUUUAGGUGAUAAUGAAGUGCAUCUCAGUUUUAUGAUUGGGUCUCCAGAGCCACAGGGUUCUUUAGCUGAUGCUAGUUGAAUCAACUUGUGUUGAAUCUCAUAUUCUGGGUGAAGGGAAAGACCUUCCUUUUGAAAGUAGGCAAAGCAACUUAUCCAUGCUGAUACAUCCUAUUCUUCAUUAGCUUCCUCUUUUUCUUUCAAAAGGUAAUUCCUGAAAGUGAUGCAUUUGUGUGAGUGGACUCUUCUUCAGCAAGUAAUGUAGCAUUUAAAAGCUUGUGAUUUCAUGUUUCAGCCCCAUAUACAAGGUCUGAUUAGCACAAGGUCAAAUGUUUUUGGGAUCUUCGUGUCACCAAUACCAUACAUAUUUUCUUUUACAGUCAUGCUGGUGAUGCUUAUCAGUUUGGUAAUCAUAAAUAAUUCCAAAUACAUCCAGACCCUGCACACAUUCACAGGACAUAUGGUUAUAAGAAUCUGAGUAUGAAGAGCCAGCAGAAAAACCUGAUUUAAAUCAGAAGUGGCUGUCCGCUUUCAACUCGUGACACAGCAGUGAAACAUGAGAUUUGGCAAAACUAUCCUCCUAAUACUCUGUGAUGAGUUAUGAGAACCUAUCCAUCUUACUCUCGUUCAUCUCUUCUCCUUCGAACAGCCAUGUCACCUGAUGGAGGAGUUCAGCUUGAGCCAGCAGUCUGGAGAAGCACUACAGUCUGGCUUUUCGGGCAAGAGGAAAUUGAAUACGGAAG
Messenger RNA from Electrophorus electricus (electric eel), 2185 nucleotides. Lineage: Eukaryota; Metazoa; Chordata; Actinopteri; Gymnotiformes; Gymnotidae. The record is from RefSeq and is a predicted model, not a curated record.